GAGCGGAGAGCAGGGGAUGACAUACACGUCUUCUUUCUCGUCCAGCUCUUUGCUUUUUUAUCCUCCAAUGUUGGACCCCAUGGCUUUCUCCUUGUGAACCAUACUUGGACUCGCAAGUCUUCAUCGCCCAAACCCCUCUCUCUCUAAACUGUUCAAUUCCAUUUCUCUCUCUACUACCCACCUAAUUUUACUCCCAUUAGGGUUUUGCGAUUCAUGAUCGAUAUGGGUUCCGAAGGAUCGAGGGUUGUCGUUCCUAGAAAUUUCAGAUUGUUGGAAGAGCUUGAGAGAGGUGAAAAAGGAAUUGGAGAUGGAACUGUUAGUUACGGAAUGGAUGAUGCUGAUGAUAUAUUCAUGCAGUCAUGGACUGGAACUAUUAUUGGACCCUCUAAUACUGUGCAUGAAGGAAGAAUCUACCAAUUGAAACUAUUCUGUGGAAAGGAAUAUCCAGAUACUCCACCAACAGUCAGGUUCCAAACACGGAUAAACAUGACCUGUGUCAACCAAGAAAGUGGGAUGGUUGAACCAAGUCUUUUCCCGAUGCUUGCUAAUUGGCAAAGAGAGUACACUAUGGAGGACAUUUUGACACAGUUGAAGAAAGAUAUGAUGUCGCCACAAAACCGUAAGCUAGCUCAGCCACCCGAAGGUUCGUUUCAGCAUUUCUUCUUUUUCUCUUCAUGGCGUAUAAGUUCUUUAGAAGCAUGUAUCUUAGAACUUGAUGAAAACAGUAGCCAUACAGCAUAUUUGAUUUUUUUUCUCAUGGCAUUUUUAUUCUUUAUAUCUUAGCCAUAGUAUUAUGCAUGCAUGUAAAUCUUUGUGAAAUCUGUGGUUACAUGGCAUAUUCAAAAUAAAUUUACAAGUUUUUUCUUUCACCCCGAAAACAUAUGACUAAGGAAUUGAUUAACAGAAAUCUGAAGAUGGUUUUGGAAAGGUGGACUAAUAGUUUUUUUUUUCGGUGAAAGGUGGACUAAUAUUAUUAAAUUGAGUUGUAAAUAUGGGUUAUUAAACAGCCCAUUGCCGUAAUCUAACUGGAAUUGUAACACUUACAAACUAUCAAACUUUUGUUGCUACCAAAAACAUGGCUUAUCAUCAUCAUCUUGCCCUUCAUAUUAUAGUUCUUGUUUUUUACAAGAUUGUAGGUAACAGAGCUCUGUGGACUAGAUGCAAUGAAAAUCAUGUGUUUGCUAGUUUAUGUGAUUCGGAUCUUCUUGAAUUCUCUUUUCUUUUUUCCUAUUAAAGAGAGGGAGAGCUCUGAACAAUGUAUAUGAAAGAAUCGUAUGUGUGUUGAUCAAUCUGAUUAUAUUUCUUGUGUUAAUUGUCAGGUAACGACGAGGGAAGGAUCGAUCAAAAAGGGUUGGUGCUGAAAUGUUGCAUUAUCUAAAGGUGAGAACAACGAUUUCGGAUGAUGAUACUGUAUAUAAAUAUAUAAACUGGAUAAAACCAGUUCACGAGAGCAAUUUAUGUGCCCAAUGUCUUUAAAUGUAAUUAAAGGAGAAUUUGCAUUUGGAACCUUGAGCCGUUUGAGUUGUGACAGACAUCACUCUCUCGCCAAUUCUCACCACCUAUCUUGUUCAUCAUUAUUUAGUUAUCUUUGUCUUUCCAAUUCAAAGACCUUAUAUUCUAGAUGUUUAAAUGGAAUCCGUACUCUGUUGUGAGUGUUUUUCAUA
Messenger RNA from Cannabis sativa, 1664 nucleotides. Its product is annotated as ubiquitin-conjugating enzyme E2 variant 1B. The record is from RefSeq and is a predicted model, not a curated record. Gene Ontology annotation, cellular component: nucleus. Bases 214 to 783 code for a protein of 189 amino acids. Lineage: Eukaryota; Viridiplantae; Streptophyta; Magnoliopsida; Rosales; Cannabaceae. Gene Ontology annotation, biological process: DNA damage tolerance; protein K63-linked ubiquitination. The transcript is spliced from 4 exons.